UCAAAAUGUGGUUCUCGAUUUCUCGUUUCUAUGUCUACUUUUACAAACAAAUGUCAAGUUGAUAAGAAACCGCCAUGUUCUAUACGACGUUGAUUCUUUUUCCCUUUCUGUGUUUUACCAAGGCUGAUUUUCAAAAAAACACGCCCAUUAAUACUUAUGAUGGUCUCAUCACUCACCUUACCAAUGGAGCCCGCGUCAUGUAUUUCUUCAACACGACAGCCUGUCAACCUAUUUCCCAGACAAGAGUUUCCGACCUUCCAGUGUUCGGAGGAGAAAUUAAUUUUUUCUUAACCACAAAAACCUCUAAUGAUACACCUGGCCAACUGAUUUUUAAUCAUGAUGGUUAUGAAUUUGACAGUGCUAAAGAAGCAUUAACCGAAGACAUACAGUCUGUCUACAUCAUGAACAGCACCGCCUUUAUUCUCUAUGGAAGACCUGGGUUCUUUUUCAACAACACUAACGACAUAAAAGGUGUAAUUUGCGAUUGGUCCUCUGGAAAAGGAAACAAAUUUUGGGCAAAAGAGCCAGUAACUCCACGUCAACUGAACUCUUACGAGCAAAUUCGCACGAUGCUGGUUAAUGGUAAUCCACUUCGAUUUGCAAUCACACUUGAUGGAUGUCAAUGUGUCGAUGGAAAUUGUGGACAUGGUUAUAUUGGAGGAAAUAUGGCGGGUGUGAAAAUAUCAAAAGAGGGUACAAUAUCUUUUUCAAAGGCAAUGACUCUGUAUUUUCCUGUUCCAACAUCCCCGAUGUAUUACCGUGAGCUUUUGGUUGGAAGCAUUCAAAGUAACAAUAAAGCAACAUUAACGUUGUCUUAUCUAAAUGCGACAACUUGGGAGAUCCAAAAUGGAGUGAACAUUGCAUGUUCUAUAGAGGCUGCCAAGGGCCAUGCAAAUUUCUUUACUAUUGAUUGAUAUAUAUAUUAUUUUAUUAUUAAAGUAUGACAUUUUAUACUAUAAAUACAA
This is a messenger RNA of Magallana angulata, 965 nucleotides long. RefSeq lists its product as uncharacterized. Lineage: Eukaryota; Metazoa; Mollusca; Bivalvia; Ostreida; Ostreidae. Bases 75 to 914 code for a protein of 279 amino acids. The transcript is spliced from 5 exons. The record is from RefSeq and is a predicted model, not a curated record.